GAUCCGGUGUUGACGUAGUUCAGCCCCACCGCGCGCGACUUGCAGAGCUGUUGUCAAUGCAACAACAAGAAAAAAAACCCUGACUAGACACACCGAACCUUAAGCUCGGGAGAAACCAAGAAAUCAGUCUGGGCUCUAAGAAAGGGACAAGUGCGGAGGAAUUCUCUGAACCAGAUUUUCUCACACGCGCGCGCACACAGUUUUACACGAAGACGCGCGCACACAUUCACACGCAGACACACAUACGCACACACACACACACGCAGGGAUGAUUUAUGGACUUGACAGAUCAUCGUCGCUUUUCUUUGAGUACUCUGGUCGUACACAUGGCCAAUGGAGCACGCGCUUGAAUAUAGUGAUUAGAUCUGAGCAUUCAUCGCGCGAUCUGAGUCGCUGCUUUUGCGCCUUUGUUUGGCACUGACCGCAAAAAAAACAACAACUUCCACUAGGAUGGCUUUGGUCAUGGAACCUGUAAGCAAGUGGACAACAAGCCAGGUGGUGGACUGGAUGAAGGGUCUGGAUGACUGUCUGCAGCAGUACAUUAAGAACUUUGAGCAGGAGAAGGUGGGAGGUGAGCAGCUACUGCGCAUCACCCAUCAGGAGCUGGAAGAUCUAGGAGUUUCUCGCAUUGGCCACCAGGAGCUCAUCCUGGAGGCUGUGGACCUGCUGUGUGCACUGAACUAUGGUCUAGAGACAGAGAAUCUGAAGACUCUGUCCCAUAAGCUCAACGCCUCUGCUAAAAACCUACAGAACUUCAUAACAGGUCGCAGACGAGGUGGUCACUAUGAUGGCCGAGCAACACGCAAGCUCCCGAAUGACUUCCUCACCUCCGUGGUGGAUCUAAUAGCUGCUGCAAAAAGUCUACUGGCCUGGCUAGACAGGUGUCACGUCUUCCUCAGGUCUCCUUUUGCCGCAGUGGCCGAUUAUUCCCUGACCAGGAACAACGUGAUCCAGCUUUGUCUAGAACUAACCACAAUCGUGCAACAGGACAACACGGUGUAUGAAACGGAGAAUAAAAUACUGCAUGUGUGUAAGAUGCUCUCUGAUGUAUGUGACCAUAUUAUCACACUCUCCUCAGACCCCAUGGUAUCCCAGGCUGCUCACCUGGAGGUGGUGCAACUGGACAAUAUCAAAUCGACAGAGGGGCUGGGCAUGUACAUCAAGUCAACAUAUGAUGGCCUACAUGUCAUCACAGGCACCACGGAGGGGUCUCCGGCAGACCGCUGUAAGAAAAUUCACGCCGGAGAUGAGGUCAUUCAAGUCAAUCAUCAGACAGUGGUUGGCUGGCAGUUAAAGAACUUAGUCAACUCUUUGCGUAGUGACCCAGCUGGAGUGUCCUUAACACUGAAGAAACGUCCUCAGAGCACUCUCACGUCCACCCCUGCCUUACUGAAGAACAUGAGAUGGAAACCCCUGGCCCUACAGCCUGUCUUUCCAGCAAGCCCCAGCAGCAGUGCAGCCACACCCACCAGCACCCUCAGCACACCAUCCAAGCGAGACAGCUGUGCCCUACAGGACCUCUACUUUCCCCCACCACCGGACGAGCCAUAUGCACCCAGAGAGGGCACAGCCAGUGACACUUCACAGCAUGAGGUGGCUAAGCGUUCUGAGUCGCCAAACUCUUUUCUCGACCAGGAGUGCCGACGGCAGUUUCCUGUGAUGGAAGAGGAUGCGGUUCUCUACUGCUAUGAGUAUGAUCCGAACCGUGGGCCUCCUCCUGUGCGCAGGGACGGCACUAUGACAUAUGGAAGGCUGAGGCCCAUCUCAAUGCCGGUGGAGUAUAACUGGGUGGGCGACUAUGAAGACCCAGCCAAGAUGAAGAAAGAGCUCAGGAGAGAGAACUCCAUGAUUCGUUAUGUUGGAGAAGAUAAGGUGGGUUCUGAGGAGUAUGCAAUAGCACGCAGCAGCAGCAGACGGAGCAGAAGGAAGAAUGAAAAAGGAAGUAGCCCCGCCCAUUACGCCUUGGUUCCAGCACUUCAGAUGGAAAUGCUAAGACAGGAAUCAAUAACCACACCCACCUCAGACACCUCCUCCAUUUACCUUACAUUUGAUCAGUCUUCAGUGCUGACCAAGUCCAAAAAGAAAUUGAGAGCUGGCUCACUAUCAUCUAUCAGUAAGCGUAGAAUUUCCUGUAAAGACUUGGGACAGGGAGAUUGCGCCGGUUGGCUCUGGAAGAAGAAGGAUGCCAAAAGCUACUUUUCUCAAAAGUGGAAGAAGUACUGGGUGGUGCUAAAAGACACCUGCCUCUACUGGUACAUCAACGAGGAGGACGAGAAAGCCGAAGGCUUCGUCAGUCUCCCUGAAUUCAAAAUCGACCAAGCAAAUGAAUGCCGCAAGAAGUUUGCAUUUAAGGCAUGCCAUCCUAAGAUCAAGAGUUUCUACUUUGCAGCAGAUAAUGUCGAUGACAUGAACAGAUGGCUGAGUCGAUUAAACAUGGCAGCAGCAGCUCACUUAGAACAGGAGAGGAUUCGGCAGGAUCAUGACUACUGGAGUGAGAGCGACCAUGAGGAUGUUGAGAACUUGUCUUCUAAACAGAACAGCCCUCCACCCCCCUACGACACCUACCCUGCUUUACAGGUGAGCCCCUAUCCUGAACCCAAACACAUUCGACCCCCAUCCACAGAGACCGUGCAGCCCAGAUCUCCCCAUGAUGACUUCCAGCAAGACCCCCAGUGUGCUAGUAUGAGCGGCCCCAGCUCUCCCUCACGCAAAUCGUCCAGUCAGCGGCGCUCAUGGCAGGACCUGAUUGAGACGCCGCUGACCAGUUCAGGUCUACACUUUUUGCAGUCUCUGCCUCUGGAGGAUGCUGUAUUCUUGGAGCCCAAUGGAGCCUUGCCUGUGGAACUUAGGCGCCAGGCCACACUGCCACCUCAGCGAUGCCCACCACCUGAGCGCCACACUCCUCUGACGCCCAACCAACUACCUCCAACAGCUCGACUAGGAAGGGAAGUAAAACACCGCAGCUUUACGCUGCCACGUGACAGUGGCCUGCAUGCCAUCCUGGCAGCCACAGCGGGGGCACCUGAACACAGAGAUGUCCAACAGUACCAGCUGGGCCAGGCAUACACCAGAGAUGCAGGUUUGGAGCGGGAACGCAGGCAUCAGGCCGAUUCGCUGUGUGACCUGUAUCGAGCUCUGGAGAGGGCCAGUCUGUCCCCUGUGAAUGAGCACCUGCCCACCAAUCGUCUGGAGUAUAAGCGUUCUUUUGUCCGUCGUGGUAAUGACCCCUUGCUUAAUGAGAAGCUGCACCGCCUGCGCAUACUUCAAAACACUUUCAAGGAUGUUCCACUCAAAGAGGCUGAGACGAAGAUCAUUCACCGGGAUGUGUAAGGCUUGGAAAGCAGCAAUCUUCACAUCUGUACAAAAAGACAUUGUAUAUUAAUUUAAGAGUAGAGUUACCUCUGCUCCAGUUCCAGUCUCUUCAGCUCUGCUACAUUGUGGAGGCUGAUUCACUUGUAAACUGGCAGUCAAUGAUUUUGGACAAAAAUAUAUUAAACAAGAAUUCCUUAUCAGAUUAAAGAGUAUUAGAAGUGUUAAUAUUAUCUGUGCCUCACAGUUUGGCGUUUACAGGGCUCAGAGUUCAUUUCUGAGCUAUAGUAAAUGUGUGUGUGUGUGUGUGUGUGUGUGUGUGUGUGUGUGUGUGUGUGUGUGUGUACUUUCUCAUGCGUUCUAUGUCCAUAAGGGUUUCUUCUAAGAUCCACUUUCAAAAAUAUGAUGGAAGGUGGAUUGGCUACUUUAAAUUGCUCUUGGUUGUACAUUUGCAGGCAAAUGUGUGUGUGUGUGUGUGUGUGUGUGUGUGUGUGUGUGUGUGUGUGUGUGUAUUUUAAUCCCUGUAGUGGUCUGGCAUCCCAUGGUCAUGCAACCAGAAUCAGUAAAUACAAAGAAUUAAUAAAUUACCUAAUAAAUGUCAUCAGAAAUAUACUUUAUGUAUGUAUGUAUGUAUAUAGUAUCUCACAAAAGUGAGUACACCCCUCACAUUUCAGCA
Silurus meridionalis is the source of this 3985-nucleotide messenger RNA. RefSeq names its product connector enhancer of kinase suppressor of Ras 2b (gene cnksr2b). Lineage: Eukaryota; Metazoa; Chordata; Actinopteri; Siluriformes; Siluridae. The record is from RefSeq and is a predicted model, not a curated record. Gene Ontology annotation, molecular function: protein binding. Gene Ontology annotation, cellular component: cytoplasm; membrane. The transcript has 22 exons. The coding region runs from base 451 to 3330 and encodes 959 amino acids. Gene Ontology annotation, biological process: regulation of signal transduction.